Messenger RNA from Photinus pyralis (common eastern firefly), 717 nucleotides. RefSeq lists its product as uncharacterized. The transcript has a single exon. Lineage: Eukaryota; Metazoa; Arthropoda; Insecta; Coleoptera; Lampyridae. The record is from RefSeq and is a predicted model, not a curated record. Bases 1 to 717 code for a protein of 238 amino acids.
AUGGAGGAAAUAUUACAUCAAAUCAAACAGCAGCUGGGACGAAUCGAAACUAAACUGGAUGACUGCCAGAAGCAGAUACAGGAAAUUAGGAAUGAAAAUCAACAGCUCAAAAAAGAAAACGAAGAAUUAAAAACAACCAUCGCCCAUCAAAACGACAAAAUUGGAUAUCUGGAAAGGGAAAUAAAGAAAAAUAACUUAAUAAUACACGGAGUAAAAGAAAUGGAAAACGAAAACGAACUACAGCUGAAGGAAGCAACAAGAAUUAUCCUACGAGAAAUGGGAAUCAACGAGGCCGUGGAAGCGGAAAUCAGUGAAAUCUAUAGAAUAGGAAAGCCAGAAAAUAACAAAACAAGACCAGUGUUUAUAAAAAUUAAAAAUCACGGUUUGAAGGUCCAAAUAAUUAAACAUGCAAAAAACCUAAGAGGGACAGAAAUAUAUAUUUCAGAGGACUACCCCAAACACAUAAUUGAGACAAGGAGAACAUUAAUACCGUACAUGAAAAAAACGAGAGAGACAGGACACCACUCCUACAUAAAAUAUGACAAACUAAUGGUAAAUGGCGAAGAGUACAAAUUAGAAGAGUUAGAGGUACAAGAACCUGAAGAAACGAAUACAGACAUGUCCAAAAAAGGCAGAACAAUAAGUCAAAGAUCACCGACGAACUCGAACGCGGUAUCUAAAAAAGCUAUUAGCUUAGGAAACUUAACAAAAAACUAA